Molecule: messenger RNA, 915 nt
Organism: Vicia villosa (hairy vetch)
Lineage: Eukaryota; Viridiplantae; Streptophyta; Magnoliopsida; Fabales; Fabaceae
Product: protein C2-DOMAIN ABA-RELATED 7-like
Exons: 3
Coding region: 250-774 (174 amino acids)
Source: RefSeq, a predicted model, not a curated record
GGAGCAAAUAAUUUUGUUGUGCUUUCAUUAAAAGUAAAAAUAAUUGUAUAGGUAAAAAUCAAAUUUACAAAAACAGAAAUUUGUAGGAUAUUCUAUUUGCGAUCCUGCAAGUGUGGUGGAACCUUUGUAGUAGGAGAGAACAUCGUUCAUCCACAAAAGUCAAUGCUGCCAAAAAAAAAAUCACAUUUGACAUAACAGGAGAAGAGGAAGUAACAUUUGUGAUUUUCUGCAAAAUUGGUUUUGGUUUCAAUGGACAACAUUCUAGGCCUUAUCAGAAUUCGUAUCAAAAGAGGCUCUAAUCUCAUAGCUCGUGAUUCUCGUACCAGUGACCCUUAUGUUGUUGUCACCAUGGCUCAACAGACACUGAAAACUGCGGUUGUGAAAGAUAACUGCCACCCCGAAUGGAACGAAGAAUUGACACUUUAUAUUCAAGAUAAAGAUCUUAAAACAAACACACCAAUACAACUUACGGUUUGCGACAAGGACACGUUCAGUGUGGACGAUAAAAUGGGCGAAGCGGACAUAGACAUAAAGCCGUAUCUUCAGUGUGUGAAGAUGGGGCUGACCGAUCUCCCGGAAGGACAUGUUGUCAAGAUGGUUCAACCAGAUAGGACUAACUGUUUAGCCGAAGAGAGUAGAUGCAUAUGGAGAAACGGAAAACUCGUCCAAGAAAUGAGUUUACGGUUGAAAAAUGUUAAGUCUGGUGAAAUAUUCGUCGAAAUUGAAUGGAUGGAUGUUACAGAUUCCAAAGGCUUAUCCGAGUUUGAGUUAUAGGUGUUCUUGUCUUACUACUUGUAUUAUGAUGUUAUAACUUAUGAUGCUAUCUAUUGUCAUAAUCAAUAAAAUGAGUUUAUAUAUAAUGACAAAAUUGCUAUAAGUUUUUUGUCAUGUUUUAGAUACAGAACUUAUAUGCAA